Prorocentrum cordatum is the source of this 1059-nucleotide messenger RNA. The record is from the annotation of a GenBank genome assembly. Lineage: Eukaryota; Dinophyceae; Prorocentrales; Prorocentraceae.
AUGGUGGAGCUGGUGCACAUGAAGCUUUUCCUUGGCAUGCUCAUCUAUUUCACGCUUGUCUCCCGCAUUGUGAGCGGCAGCGUGAAGACCAUCCGCGCUUGGGAAGAGAUGCGCAUCCUCCGCGUUGCAGGUGCUGCCAGAUCCGCGAUGACGGUGAGUCACGACAGCAGGCUAAUGGGUUUUGAGAACACUGCGGUCAAGAGGUAUGGCCGGUGGCGUUCGUACUUCAUCACGGACGUGCUGGGGUGGAGGCAGAAGCGCCCGUCCUUCCACAGGGAGGUGCUGGAGACGUUGGCACUCGACUCACUGCCGAAAGUGCCAGUGAGCAAGCUGCACAAGGCUUUGGACGAGAACUUCGCUUUCAGCGCCUACCUCGCGUACUCAGUGUGCUCGUGCACCACGGACACGGUUGAGAUCCACUCGCUCACGUGGAUUGCGGUCAUAUUCGUCCUGCUGGUGUUCGCCCUCCUGCACCGGUUCGCGAGUGUCAUACUCCUAGACGUGGUGCCCAUAUUUAUCGUGGCCGCCUUCAUGAUCUUGGGGGUGCUCUGGCGCCUGGUGCGCUCGUUCACCGCGAGGGUUGACGUCUCGGGGCAGAACGCGCUGAGCCUCUCCCGCAGGGACCUGGCCGCGGAGCACGGCGGGGUGCCGAAGCUCGCGAGCUUCGCGGAGAGGGACACGGAGCACAGCUACGGCCUGGAAGCGGUGGACGACGAGGUGCAGGUGGUGCACGAGGCGCCCGCGGUGCCGACCCCGUCCGACCAGGAGUGCUGGCAGGAGGAUCCGGCGUCAGCCUCGCGCGCUCACACCGAGGUGCUGGGCCCAGACGAGGAGGAGACGGAGGGCUUUCACGAGAAGUUCUCCACCGAGAUGCACACUCUGCGCCUCCUGCAGGUGAUCCUCUUCGUGUGCUCCUACGCCUGCGCGCGGACGCUGGGCGACCCCGCAGACUGGAAGUCGCGUCCAGACCAGGUCGUGCUCGUCUGUUGCGUCUUCGGCAUCAUCUCGGGCAGUGCCAGGGGGGUCACCUCGAGGUGGAGGGACGUCGAGUACUUGUAG